Molecule: messenger RNA, 3540 nt
Organism: Penicillium canariense
Lineage: Eukaryota; Fungi; Ascomycota; Eurotiomycetes; Eurotiales; Aspergillaceae
Exons: 2
Coding region: 1-3540 (1179 amino acids)
Biological process (GO): protein localization to plasma membrane
Cellular component (GO): plasma membrane
Source: RefSeq, a predicted model, not a curated record
AUGGAGUCGGUACGCCAGUCGUGUCGCCCGCGACACCAGGUCUUGACGCUCAAGUGCUUUCCCCGCUAUCAGAAGGGCGUGCCGGAGGUCAAGCCCAACCCCAGCGAACUCUCGUACCUGUUAUACUAUGCCAGCACGCGUCGCAGCAAGCUGACCAAGGUCGGCGCCUUUCUGGAGAAGAGGGUGGCCAAGGAUGUCUGGAGGCGCCGGUGGGGAAAUGUCCAGGUCGCGCUUCAUAUACUGACCGCGCUGAUCGAAAAGGUUCCACGCGAGUUGCCCAUAUACGCACGCUACGUCUUAUCCAUCAUCGAGACAAUUUUGCAAUCAAAUGACAUUUCCAUGGUGGAGGAUUCGAUCGCAACCUUUGAGACAUUCUGCCUGCACCAGGACAUUGCUAUGAUCUCUGCAGAACAAGGCCUUGCUCAAAAAUACCGAGAGGUCAUUCGGAUAUACGCCGGCUUCGCUGACCCGUCCUCCCCACCCUAUUCGUCGGCCAAAAUCAGUCCUCCGGUCGCCAUCCGAUGGAGAAACGCGGGGCUUCGUGCGAUAAAGGGUGUUGUCAGUUCGGAGAGUCUGGCCGCGGAUGGAGGGACCUCCCUGAACAUCAUCCUGCCGGUCAUUCUAGAGAAUUUGUAUUCACCCAAUGAGGAUGUUCUCGUACCCUUGAGAGCGAAACUUCGUGAGACCGAAAACGGUGAACGUGCUGGGCCCCAACCUCGACGAAUAAGCGUCGCCACGAUAACCACGGUUGACACGGUCGAUGGUGACCCUGCAUUGGCCGCGCAGUCAACAGCCGACGCCGACCGACAGGCAGAGAUGGACGCGCGACUUCUGGCUCUCCGUUGCCUGGAGCAGAUCAUUGUCUCGGGGAGUAACCGCGGCCAGAUCCGCAUUGCGGCAUCCGUCACCUUGCGGUUUAUCGCCAACAAGCGUUUCCCACGCGUUGCAACCAGUGAGCAGUCCAAUGGGAUCAGCCAACAAAGUGGCAACUGGUCGACUUCUCUGAUUGAGCUCAUUGCCACUUGGUGUCCGGUUCAAGUUCGGUUCGUUAUUUUGAUGACAGCUAUGGACAUUUUGCACGAUACAACCCCCAAAGAAGACGCGUUGGAUUCAUCAUUCAAUAUCCUCUCUGUGGUGGAUUGGCUGUUGAAAUCGUCAGUCAACAUGAUCGGCCUGAGUGUUAUGGAUAUUCUGAUUGGUCUUGUGCGUUACAUCUCGGAUAUUUUAUCACCGACUGACCUUGCCGAAGGUGACACUGAAAAGCAAGCGGGCCCAAACGCCGACAGUGCAAUUUUCAUCUCGCCUCGGAGAUGGGCUCUUCUUUCACUUUUAGAGCAGUGUAUCGGACAUUUAGCGACUCAUAAUUACUACGGCGAUCAGGUUGCAGACAUGAUGCGUGCCAUUCUUCAGCAUUUCAAGUCCAGCCUCAACCACGAUAGUGCGGCUCAAUCCUCCUUGGCUACCGUCCAUGAAACCGGAAUGACCUCAAAGGCUCCAACCAACUCUGCAACAGAGCAGACUAAUGUGGAGAAAGCGCAAGGCGAGACCUUUUCUCACGCUGCCGCUAAGUUAACUGCUCUCAGAGCUGUUAAGGCUAUUCUCGUCGUGGCCAAUCUUAGAGUGCCUGCAAUAACCAAGGGUUCUGAGACAAGGAACCAGGUUGGAAUUCAUGUCUGGGAAGGGACGCAACGUCUACUUCACGACUCCGACCAGGAGGUUCGCCACGCCUAUGCUGAUGCUUUUUUGUCAUGGCUGUACCUUGAAACGAACAAGCAAGACCUCAAGGUUCGAAUUGACACCCCCAAGUACAUCAAGCCGGCAUCCAAACGUGACUCUGAACAAGCGGAGAAGUCGAGUCGGCGGAGUACAUCGGCUCCAGGAAAUCACAGAGAACAAGUGGCCUUGGUCGCGCAGUCCAACUUCCUUCGUCUGCUGCACCUGGCCAUCUACGAUGCAGCGUUUGAAAAUGCUGCAGUAGAAUCUGAGGUGCUUGUGCUUCACCUUCUCUUGGUAAGCCUCGUCGAAAAUCUCGGUGUCAAUGCUGCCCAAUUUGGGCUCCCCAUGGUCAUGAAGUUGCAAGAGGACUUGUUCACCUCCGUCGACUUAGGAUCCUUUAUAGCCCGUGUGAAUGUCGGCAGCUUGGUUCAUGGUUAUCUUUUGGCUCUUUCAGAGAAGUUCAACCUCGAAUCCACACAUGCUGGAGUCGAGAUCCGCAAUGAGAUCGAAAGGCGACAGAGCAAGGGCCAGUGGCUCUCUAAAAUCAAGUUACCCCCAACUGGCCUUGAUGGCAUUGCUGUGGACGAAAAAGCCAUGGACGACGAUCCAACCCAGUCAAUUACGCUGACACCCUUCCGAAACGUCGAUGGCUUGGUCGGUGGCAUCGAUGAGUCUUACCGCCAGACAAUCUCAUCCCCUCUACAGAGCCCCCCAACUUCACUGGCUCGGGGAUUCAGCUUCCCGGUUCUUAGCCAUGCCCAGGCAGAACCGCACUUGCAGGUAGAGAGCGGUCUCCCGUCCUCCGUCAAGGAGCAAAUGCUGUCUUCCUGGUCACGAGAGACGUGUCUCGCCGCGGUUGAGAAAGAUAGUAUCAAAACUUCCUCCAUCAGCGGUUCUCGUGGAGGCACCAUGACUCGCAACAGCCAUAUCAAUGCCAUGGCAAAUGGCUCGCCUGCUGGCUCAGCGAACGAUAAAAACCGCCGCAUGAGCAUUCCCGAAAUCUCACAUACUCCAGAUCACAGUUCAGGCAGAGGGUCUCCAGUCCGCGUCACCGAGUUGCGCCGUGUGCUGUCGGUGAACACUGAAUCUAAUCCUCGACGACGCAGCCCGCUUCGCGGUCAUGUUGAUGCAUCGAAUAUCAGCGUCAUUUCUUCUGGAAGCGAAAGCAUGGUCAGCGGUGCCUUCUCUGUCUCGGAGAUGGAGCCAGAGGCCGUGCCAUCUAGGGAAGAGGAAUACCAACAGAUGCCCGAAGAAAAUGGAACGGAGACACCCCGCGCAUCUGCAUCCGUUAUCGCUCCUUCAGGGGAGGACAAGUCCUUGACAGACCAAGCCCAAGCACCGACCCUGUUCCGGACCCACUCCCGAGAAAUCCCUCCAGUUCCUCCUAUUCCUGUCGGAUUGGCCAUUCCUGGCGGCUUCCCCAACGACUCACAGCGGUCCUUGGUCUCAAUUGAUCGCCCAUCCACUGCACCCGAUAAUUCUCGACAGUCGGUGAGGAGCGCCACGAAGUCGGAGCACCAACAAGCUGCCCGAAAUGGAAAGUCUUUGAAUCGCAAUAAGAGUCGUUCCAGCCAUAAUCUGGCUUCGGGCUUCUCCAAUGUGUUCGGCAGCGCUGAUCCCAAUGGAUCUGAUUCCCCUCUGGAUACUACCCAACGGGAUCAGCUAAGGAAGCUCCUCGAUGGAUUCUUGUCGCCUACAAAUGGUACCCUGACCAACGGAGAUCGCCCUGCCACCGCAGUACCGGCUUCAAAGAACUCCCUAAAUGAGAGUUACUCGAGCAGGCGGCAAGUUAGCGGCGGUGGUCUUGGCCGGCCCCCAUACUAA